AUGUCGACCGCAGCCAGCACCCCGCAGCCGCAGCCGCAGUCACAGCCGGUGAAGCUAUCGCUGCCUCUGGUGUACCAGCAGAAGCUGUUUGAAGAGCUGCGCAAAGAGGACGAGCUCGUGUUGCUGGCGCGCGGGCUGGGCCUAAUGCGCCUCGUCACCAACCUCCUGCACUCGUACGACGCGGCCGGCAACAACCUGAUCGUUGUCGUCAGUGCCGAGGACCGCGAGAACGCGUGGAUAGGCGAGGCCCUCGCCGAGCAUGCCGCCAUCAGCAUGUCGCCCAAGGCCCGCGGCCUGACCGUCGUCAACACCGACUUCACCACCGUCGGCCAGCGCGAGAAGAUGUACGCCGCUGGCGGCAUCUUCAGCAUCACCUCGCGCAUCCUCGUCGUCGACCUCCUGACCAACCUCCUGAAUGUCGAGUCCAUCACCGGCCUGCUCGUGCUGCACGCCGACCGCAUCGUCGCCACCUCGCUCGAGGCCUUCAUCCUCAGAAUCUACCGUCAGAAGAACAAGGUCGGCUUCCUCAAGGCCUUCUCGGACAACCCGGACCCCUUCACCACUGGCUUCGCGCCUCUCGCCACCAUGAUGCGCAACAUGUUCCUCCGCAAGGCCUCGCUCUGGCCCCGCUUCCACAUGCACGUCGCCCAGUCGCUCGAGGGCAAGAAGAAUGCCGAGGUCAUCGAGCUCGAGGUCCCCAUGACCAACGCCAUGAAGGAGAUCCAGACCGCCAUCAUGGAGUGCGUCGAAGUCAGCAUCCACGAGCUCAAAAAGGGCAACACCGGCCUCGAGAUGGACGACUGGAACCUCGACAGCGCUCUCCUCAAGAACUUUGACGUGCUGGUCCGGAGGCAGCUCGACCCCAACUGGCACAGAGUGAGCUGGAAGACCAAGCAGAUCGUGAACGACCUGACCGUCCUCAGGACCAUGCUGCAGUCCAUCGUGUCUCUCGAUGCCGUUUCCUUCCUGCAGCAGCUCGACACCAUCCACGCAGCGCACUCGCCCCCUCCCGGCUCCACGAGGCAGACCCAGUCGCCCUGGCUGUUUCUAGACGCGGCUCAGACCAUAUUCGACACGGCCAAGAGGCGAGUCUAUUCCGGCAAGCAAAAGGUAGAUGCCAACUCUAACAUCGACUCGCUGCGGCCUGUGCUGGAGGAGCAGCCGAAAUGGGCUAUUGUUGCCGACGUCCUGGAAGAGAUCGACCGGGAUCUGCAUUUCGAGCCCGUGGCCCGCGACGACUCUAACGGGACAAUAUUGAUCAUUUGUUCGGGCACCAACACAUGUCGGCAACUCCGUGACUACCUCCAGACUAUGCACGUCAGGCCCAAGACGGAGAAACGGGUAGAAGAAUUCCACGACCCAGAAGAGGACGAGCCCUCGGCAGCCUUUAUGAUGAGGAGAAAACUCCGCAACUACCUCAAGUGGAAGCGCGAGUUCGCCCAUGUCAGCGCCACCCUAUUCGAGGAAAACCAAAAGGCACUCAGCGGCGCAGUUGAUCCUCGGCUCGCCCAGGCGAAGAGCAGAGCUCCAGCAAACAAGAGACGACGAGUCCGCGGCGGCGGAAAUGCUGGGUCAGGAGCAGGUUCUGGUCGCCUCGAUAACGGAAGCAUACGGCAGUACUUUGAGAAGCCCGGCGAAGUGGCCGAUUUGAUGGCCGAAAUCCAAAUCACCGAGGAAGAGGCCAAGCAGAAUGCAGACGUAAUAUCAGACCCCCUCGAGGAUAUGGAUGACUACUACCAGAUGUACGAGAUGCAGGAUCUCGUUGUCAUCCACGCCUACGACGGCGACCAAGACGAGCACGUCCUCGAGGAGGUGAAGCCAAAGUACAUCAUCAUGUACGAGCCAGACGCCUCGUUCAUCAGGCGGGUAGAAGUCUAUCGCUCGUCGCACAAUGACAGGAGCGUCAAGGUCUACUUCCUGUACUAUGGGGGCUCGGUCGAGGAGCAGCGCUACCUUUCUGGGGUUCGGCGGGAGAAGGACGCCUUUACGCGGCUCAUCAAGGAGCGGGCCAGCAUGUCUAUCGUCAUGACGGUGGAUGCGCACGGCAUCCAAGACCCGCAGGAAGCCUUUCUCCGCACCGUCAACACACGCAUCGCCGGCGGCGGGCGGCUGGCUGCGACGGCUCAGCCGCCCCGCGUCGUCGUCGACGUCCGAGAAUUCCGCUCCUCGCUCCCGUCUCUCCUGCACGGCCGCUCUAUGAUCAUCGUGCCGUGCAUGCUGACCGUUGGCGACUACAUCCUGACCCCGGACAUCUGCGUCGAGCGCAAGAGCAUCAGCGACCUGAUCAGCUCGUUCAAGGACGGGCGGCUGUACAGCCAGGCUGAGACCAUGUUCCUGUACUACAAGAACCCGAUGCUGCUGAUCGAGUUCGACCAGAACAAGAGCUUCACGCUCGAGCCGUUCGCCGACCUGUCGGGCAGCCUUGCUAGCGUCAGCGCUGCCAACGCCGGCGCCAACGACCUGCAGAGCAAGAUCGUGCUGCUGACCCUGGCAUUCCCCAAGCUGCGCAUCAUCUGGUCGUCGUCGCCCUACGAGACGGCCGAGAUCUUCGAGCGCCUCAAGACGCAGGCCGACGAGCCCGACCCCGUCGCCGCCGUCCGCGCCGGCCUCGACAAGGACGCCAUGGCCGAGGAGCAGACCUUCAACACGGAGCCGCAGGAGAUGAUGGCUGCCGUGCCCGGCAUCACGCUCAAAAACAUUACCAACCUGACGCUCGAGACAGAGAACAUCAAGGAGGUGGCUAACAUGGCGCCCGAAGAGCUCGAGCCGUUUGUUGGCAAGGAAGCGGCAAGGAAGAUCCACGGCUUCUUCACCAAGGAUCUACUUGAAGACGAGUAA
Lasiosphaeria miniovina is the source of this 2838-nucleotide messenger RNA. RefSeq lists its product as uncharacterized. The coding region runs from base 1 to 2838 and encodes 945 amino acids. Lineage: Eukaryota; Fungi; Ascomycota; Sordariomycetes; Sordariales; Lasiosphaeriaceae. Gene Ontology annotation, molecular function: single-stranded DNA endonuclease activity; damaged DNA binding; single-stranded DNA binding. The transcript has a single exon. Gene Ontology annotation, biological process: resolution of meiotic recombination intermediates; nucleotide-excision repair involved in interstrand cross-link repair; double-strand break repair via single-strand annealing, removal of nonhomologous ends. Gene Ontology annotation, cellular component: nucleotide-excision repair factor 1 complex. The record is from RefSeq and is a predicted model, not a curated record.